Zalophus californianus (California sea lion) is the source of this 1810-nucleotide messenger RNA. RefSeq names its product heterogeneous nuclear ribonucleoprotein A0 (gene HNRNPA0). The transcript has a single exon. Gene Ontology annotation, molecular function: RNA binding. Lineage: Eukaryota; Metazoa; Chordata; Mammalia; Carnivora; Otariidae. The coding region runs from base 324 to 1253 and encodes 309 amino acids. The record is from RefSeq and is a predicted model, not a curated record.
GGGGAGGGUGCGCGCGCGUUCAGCGGCCUCUUUGUGUGGUGCCCAGAUAGGGGAGCGGAGGUGGCGGUGGCGGUGGCGGUAGCGGCGGCUUUGGUUGACUUCCAGUCUUCUCGGCUCGCCCUCUAGCCGGCACCUCUCCCCUUCCCUCCCCCUUCCUUUUUUCCUCCUUCCCUCCCCUUCCCUUCUUCCCUUCCCCGUCGGUGACCGGCGGUGGCGGCUCCAGCAACGGCUGGGCCCAAGCUGUGAAGAGGCCUUAGCCAACGAUAACGGCGACGGCGAAACCUCGGAGCUCGCAGGGCGGGGGGAAGGCCCGGGCCGUGGAGAUGGAGAAUUCCCAGUUGUGUAAGCUGUUCAUCGGCGGCCUCAAUGUGCAGACGAGUGAGUCGGGCCUGCGCGGCCACUUUGAGGCCUUUGGGACUCUGACGGACUGCGUGGUGGUGGUGAACCCCCAGACCAAACGCUCCCGUUGCUUCGGCUUCGUGACCUACUCCAAUGUGGAGGAGGCCGAUGCCGCCAUGGCCGCUUCGCCCCAUGCCGUGGACGGCAACACGGUGGAGCUGAAGCGGGCGGUGUCCCGGGAGGAUUCAGCGCGGCCCGGUGCCCACGCCAAGGUUAAGAAGCUCUUUGUCGGGGGCCUUAAGGGAGACGUGGCCGAGGGCGACCUGAUCGAGCAUUUCUCGCAGUUUGGCACAGUAGAAAAGGCCGAGAUUAUUGCCGACAAGCAGUCGGGCAAGAAGCGUGGCUUCGGCUUCGUGUAUUUUCAGAAUCACGACGCGGCCGACAAGGCCGCGGUUGUCAAGUUCCAUCCGAUCCAGGGCCAUCGCGUGGAAGUGAAGAAGGCCGUCCCCAAGGAGGAUAUCCACUCCGGUGGGGGCGGAGGCGGUUCCCGGUCCUCCCGAGGCGGCCGAGGCGGCCGGGGUCGCGGCGGUGGUCGAGACCAGAACGGCCUGUCUAAGGGCGGCGGCGGCGGUUAUAACAGCUACGGUGGUUACGGCGGCGGCGGUGGCGGCGGCGGCGGCGGCGGCUACAAUGCCUACGGAGGCGGCGGAGGCGGUUCGUCCUACGGUGGAAGCGACUACGGUAACGGCUUCGGCGGCUUCGGCAGCUACAGCCAGCACCAGUCCUCCUAUGGGCCCAUGAAGGGCGGCGGCGGCGGCGGUGGCGGUGGCAGCAGCUGGGGCGGUCGUAGUAACAGUGGACCUUACAGAGGCGGCUAUGGCGGUGGAGGUGGUUAUGGAGGCAGCUCCUUCUAAAAAAAAAAAAAAAAAAAAAAAAAAAAAAAAAAAAAAAAUCUAAAAAUGCCUGGGAGUGGCUAUAGGGGUAGCUCUUUUCAACAACCCAGCUAGGGUCAACUCCUAAGUUCCUUCCUCUCCCACCGCCUUCCCCAUUUUUCCCUUGGGGGAGCCGCUUCUAAGGCUGCUUAUCCUUGGGGGUGUUGCCCUAUUUGCCUGCCACCUCUCUUGUCUCUCCCUCUGAAGAUGGACUCGGCCCCACAUACACAUUUUUGUGUUACAGUCAUUGAUGGACUCUAUUUUUUUAUUAUUACUUGGACCUUGGUCGUUUUUAUACUAGCAAAAUGUCUUGUUUUAAUUUGUGUUUUUUGGGGGGGAGGGAGUGAACUUGCUGAUUCUGUAGCAAAACCUGGGCGGGGGUUGGGGUGGGGGGGUAGUUUACUUUGUUGUAAGGACUUGAUAUCUGGCUACAGCGUUUUCUAUGAAAUCUACUUGGAUUCCAUGCCUGAAAUUUGAAAGCAUAUGUACAAAAAUCAUUUUUACGUUUUAUUUUUAAUAAAUCAUUGUGUUUGACCGUA